CUCCCAUCCCCCCCUCUUCCUUUUUUGCUCCUCACCACGAGGUCCUCGUCCUUCUCUUCUCUCACGGGUUGCGGCAGCUUAGCAGGCGAUCCCAUAUCACGUCAAGAAUUCCCAAUCACUGCUCUGCUCCGUCAUCUCGCCUUUUCUUUUCCGUCAUCUCAUAUCUAUAUCUCGUCGCCUCUGUCCGACACCGAACGAACCCCGCCUUUGGAUAUACCCUCACGCUUUCACGCUUCAACUUCUACGAUACCGAUACGAUACGAUACGAUACCCCCAACUCACCAUGCCCGUUCAAUUACUGCCGGCUUCGGCUGCCGCUUUCGCACCCCGCGCCUCAUCAGUCAAUGUUGUCCUAGGAUCCAAGGUUGAGCUCUGGUUGACGCAGACCCUCAAGCGCAUCAACCGAGUCAAGCGCCCACUCAACAGCGUCCCUCAACAUCAGCGCUGCUUGACAGAGACCUUGUCGUCGUCAAAUGCCAUUUGGACACUCGCUUCCCUCAUGCUGCCUAAGCUCCCCGAGGCGGACACGCCGACCGACCCAGAUGAGGCCAUGUUCAGCCACCAGCUCAUUCAUGUCGAGGCCUACAUUGUCCAUGUCGACAUGGUCUUGCGCAACGAAGUCGCCUACAAGCUCACCAAGGACACCAUCGAGGCGCUUGUCGAGUACCACAAGGAGAUCCACUGCGUCGACGCCAAAGCCAACACCCACGACUGGCCCGACAAGGACCAGCAGUGCAAGAAGCUCCACGAGGACUUCGUCCAGGCCAUCAACAAGUUUGUCUACCGGACUCAUGUGUCUGCGCUCGAAGGUCUCGAGGAGGAAGGUGCUGGCGAGCUCCUAUGUGGAAAAAGCGACGAGGUCAAGAUCCAGCUCGGGAAUCUCAUGAAGCCGCUCCUGCCCCCGCCUUCUCGCGCCGUCGACAUUGUCCGCCAGCCUCCCCUGCUGCCCAGCUCGCCGGCCGCCAACAUGUGGCCCCAGUCUUCUGUCAAUGGUGGUGGUCUCCCUGCCGUGGAUGCUUGGAGGAUCUUGCCCUCGAGCCCAAGUGUGACCUCGACAUCUGCCGAUUCCAACACAAGCCCCAUCUGGGCCAACAUGGGAAUGAGCGAGUGCCAGUUGCCGUCCCCCACGCACGCAUACAGCCCGCCUCACACCACGGCUGGAUUCUACUUCGGCUCACCACAGGUGACGGCUCCCAUGCCCCCUCUCCCCCUCCCCAGCAUGUUCGCACCAGCUCAAUGUGGUGUGAGCGUGGGCAUAGGGAUGGGGAUGGGCAUGAACAUGGGCGGCUUUGGCUGGGAUCGCUACAACGACUUCGCGGCCAUCAUUUGACAACGACAACCGC
Molecule: messenger RNA, 1343 nt
Organism: Emericellopsis atlantica
Lineage: Eukaryota; Fungi; Ascomycota; Sordariomycetes; Hypocreales; Bionectriaceae
Exons: 1
Coding region: 284-1330 (348 amino acids)
Source: RefSeq, a predicted model, not a curated record